Molecule: messenger RNA, 1955 nt
Organism: Rhinolophus ferrumequinum (greater horseshoe bat)
Lineage: Eukaryota; Metazoa; Chordata; Mammalia; Chiroptera; Rhinolophidae
Gene: CPA6
Product: carboxypeptidase A6
Exons: 11
Coding region: 285-1601 (438 amino acids)
Biological process (GO): proteolysis
Molecular function (GO): zinc ion binding; metallocarboxypeptidase activity
Source: RefSeq, a predicted model, not a curated record
GAGCCUGGUAAAGCAUCAGGCUCAGCUGCUGGGCUGGGCUGCGUGCGCGGCGGCUUCUCGUCCCAAGACCAAGUCUUAAGAGCAACUUCCCUUCCUCCGCUGCUUAAACACUUUUUUUUUACCCGGUGCCUGGAGAGAAGUGUCACAUUUUGCUCACUCCCAACCUUUCUCCCCCGGCCCCUCCCAGAGACGGUGUGCGAGUGCCGAGGGGGUGCCGGGAGCCACCUCCAUCCAGCCUCGGGUGACUGCGGUAACUAACUUCUGGCUCCGCUCCCUGUAACGCUAUGAAGUUCCUCGGGAAGCCCAGGAGCCAGGCAGCUGCUUUUCUGCCACUUUGCUUGCUCUUUUUGAAGAUUCUGCAACCAGGGCACAGCCACCUUUAUAGCAACCGCUAUGCUGGUGAUAAGGUGAUAAGACUUGUCCCCAACACAAAAGAGGAAGCAUACACACUGAAGAAAAUAUGCCACCAACUUAAGGUGGACCUGUGGCAGCCCAGCAGUCUCUCCUAUGUCUCAGAGGGAACAGUUACUGAUGUCCAUAUUCCCCACAAUGGUUCCCGAGCCCUGUUAGCCUUCUUAGAGGAAGCCACCAUCCCGUACAAGAUUCUCAUAGAAGAUCUCCAGAACACACUAGAAAAAGAAAACAGUUUGCAAGCCCAGAGAAAUCGAAGAUCCCUUUCUGAAUAUAAUUAUGAAGUUUAUCACUCCUUAGAAGAAAUUCAAAAUUGGAUGCAUCAUCUGAAUAAUACUCAUUCAGGACUCAUUCACAUGUUUUCUAUUGGAAAAUCAUAUGAGGGAAGAUCUCUUUUUGUUUUAAAGCUGGGCAGAAGAUCACGAGCUUACAAACGAGCUGUCUGGAUUGACUGCGGUAUUCAUGCAAGAGAAUGGAUUGGUCCUGCCUUUUGUCAGUGGUUUGUAAAAGAAGCUCUUCUAACAUAUAGAAGUGACCCUACCAUGAGAAAAAUGAUGAAUCAUCUGUAUUUCUAUAUCAUGCCUGUGCUUAACGUUGAUGGAUACCAUUUCAGCUGGACCAACGAUCGAUUUUGGAGAAAAACAAGAUCAAAGAGGUCAAAGUUUCCCUGCCGUGGAGUGGACGCCAAUCGUAACUGGAAAGUGAAAUGGUGCGAUGAAGGAGCUUCUAUGCACCCUUGUGAUGACACGUACUGUGGACCUUUCCCAGAAUCUGAGCCGGAAGUGAAAGCUGUAGCUAACUUCCUUCGAAAACACAAGAAGCACAUUAGGGCUUACCUGUCAUUUCAUGCAUAUGCUCAGAUGUUGCUGUAUCCCUAUUCUUACAAAUAUGAAGCGAUCCCCAAUUUUAACUGUGUGGAAUCUGCCGCUUAUAAAGCUGUAAGUGUACUUUACUCGGUUUAUGGGGUACUCUAUAAAUAUGGACCUGCCUCCAGCACAUUGUAUGUGAGUUCUGGUAGCUCAAUGGACUGGGCCUACAAAAAUGGAAUACCCUACACAUUUGCUUUUGAACUGCGUGACACUGGGCAUUUUGGAUUUUUACUCCCAGAGAUGCUUAUCAAACCUACCUGUACAGAGACCAUGGUAGCUGUGAAGAAUAUCACACUGCACCUGCUCAAGAAGUGUCCUUGAGAUGGCUCAAAGGUCAAGUCCACUGCCAGAAAGAGGGCUGAUUCUGCCCAAGAGCUCCUUGGCAGUGGGUAAAAAUUGUUUUUAAUGAGAGGGGCAACUGCUUGGAGUGAAUAUGUCUAUGGACUUUAAAAGGAACUUCUCAUGCAAUUCAACUCUCUACGGCAAUAAAAAAUGGUAAUAAAAAAAUAAUAGUAAAAUAAGAGCAUAGUCUAGUUUGUUGUAAGAGAAAGCAUCCUUUUUAUAUCCUGUUAAGAGUCUCAUUUGAUGAAGGUGAGGGAUAUUUUCAAAUUCUUUUGUCUCAAGAAAUGUACCAAUUGAGGAUUUCACUUCAAAUAAAUCUCAUGCUCUCAAGUA